CCGGACGUGACGUCGCGCGUUUCCGCCGUCUCUGCCCGCGCGCGCGCUGCUCCGGCGAUGGCGGCGGCGCCGCCUCCUCCUCCCCCGGCCAAGUGGUUCUUCAGCAGGGAGCAGCUCGAGGCCACGCCGUCGCGCAGAUGCGGCAUCGAGGUGGACAAGGAGUUAUCCUACCGCCAACAGGCGGCCAACCUCAUCCAGGACAUGGGACAGAGGCUCAACGUUUCUCAGCUGACGAUAAACACAGCUAUCGUAUAUAUGCACAGGUUUUAUAUGCUGCAGACCUUCUCAAAGUUCCACAGAAAUGCAAUUUCUCCAGCUGCUUUGUUCCUUGCUGCUAAAGUAGAAGAGCAACCACGGAAGCUGGAACAUGUUAUUAAAGUGGCACACGCGUGCCUUAACCCACAGGAAGCUCCGCUGGAUACAAAGAGUGAUGCUUACCUUCAGCAAGCCCAAGACUUGGUGAUGAAUGAACAUGUGAUGCUUCAGACAUUGGGUUUUGAAAUAACAAUAGAUCACCCUCAUACUUACGUUGUGAAAUGCACACAGUUAGUACGGGGUAAGAACCACACUCAUGUGCAGAACAUUAAUACGCAAAGCAUGUCGUAUUCUAAGUUACAAGUAAUUAUCUUCCAAAUCUACAUUGAAACACUAAAGAUAAAUAUAUAUUUGCCUCCGUUAUUUGGUCAUAAUACGUUUUCUGCUUUUAUAUUUUCAGCGAGUAAGGAUCUGGCCCAGACCUCGUAUUUCAUGGCUACCAACAGCCUACACCUCACCACAUUUUGCUUGCAGCACAAGCCCACAGUGGUAGCCUGCGUUUGUAUCCACUUGGCCUGUAAGUGGUCCAACUGGGAGAUUCCGGUCUCGAGUGAUGGAAAACCAUGGUGGGAAUAUGUUGAUAAUGGUGUCAGCAUGAACCUUCUGGAUGCAUUAACACAUGAAUUUCUUCAGAUUCUUGAGAAAACCCCAAAUAGGCUAAAAAGGAUAAGAAACUGGAAGGCAUAUCAGAAUCAAGCAAUUAAGAAACUGAAAGUGGAAGGGCAACCAACAAACGAUGCACAUUGCCACAGCCUGGAUAGUCUUGCAUUCCACUUUGAUGCUGCAGACCUCGCCGCACCUUCUGAAGUGAAAUCUGCAUCCACCUCCGUGCCACAGCCUAUAAGUGUGCCGAUGGUUCCUGUGCAGUCGGUUCCUUUUGCGCCGCCUGGUCAGGUCAUGGCUCCUUUGAAGUCCUACCAACUGCAGAAGUCUCAUGACCUUCAACAGAAGACCCAUGACUCGGUACCCAUCAAAGUGGAAAUGCAAGCCAAACAUUCUGACAAUGCUAUGCACUCUGACGUUCCAGUGUAUUUAAAAACAGAGCGUUCAUCCCAGAAAUUGCCAAGCCGGGAUCCCCAGCCUAGCACUGCCACAGGGUCUGUACCUUCUGCCACAGCAAAUAAGGUUCCUCAUCAGAAGGUUAGUCUGCUGGAGUACCAGGAGAAGCAUGCUGUAGUCCUGGCAGAGCACAAGCGCAAGCUGGAAAGACAGGAAGCUGAACUCAAGGAAAAGUAUGCCUCUGAAGCUCAAAUACUUCUGGAGGUUCAGAGACGCGAAAAGAUGCACCAGCAGCAACAGAGUAGUGGCACGAGUACUCCCAGUGAGCAGUCGCAGAAACAUAAACACAAAUCUCACCACCAGAGCAAUGAGAAAGUGGACAAACAUGGAAAACAGGACAAAAGUUCUAUCAAAGUGCGCCUACCUGGAAACCAGGAUGAUACUAAAGAUGGGCGUGAGAUUAAAGUAAAAAUCAAGAUGCCAAUGGCACAUGAACAUAACAGUGGCACUGAUGACAGCAUCAGCAAAGGUAAACACCAGAGCCAGGCAAUGUUGAAAGAAAAGCACAAAGACCACCAUCCUGCCUCCCACCACCAUCACCACCAUGGAAACAGUCAUAAACACUUGCACUCGUACCCUCAUUUACACAGCAGUGGUAAUGGGAAACAUAGCUCUGAUGGUUCCAAAGGUGGCUUUGUAUUAUCACCAGAAGCCAAACCAGGUACUACGAGCAGCAGUGGUAGCUCGAGUUCUGGAUCGUCACGUAAACGACCACGCGAGAGUAACGCCACAUCUCAUGGAAACCCGCAGAAGAUGAGCAAGCAGACCUCCAAAAGCAGCAGCUCCUUUGCCAAGCAGCACUCCUUUGCAGUGCAGUCGCUGCUGCAUCUUCCAAUGCCUCCCCCACCACCCACCACCUCAAUUUCUUAUGGGCAGCUGUCCAAAAGAUCUGGGAAGGAAUUAAAUGGGCUCAACUCGGACUCAUGUUUGGACUUGGACGAGCCGAUGCCCCACAUGCAGGGCGACAGCUACAAGGCCACCCGUGAUAUGCUGGAGUCGCUGCUUUGUGCACAGGGUGUGAACACGCCCACCAACACCAGCCAGUCGGGUUUUACGCAAGACUUCAGCCCCAACUAUUACAGCCAAAACAUGGCCCGUGGAUUCCAUCCACUGAUCCACAGAGGGCAGUCCUCACUUCCAAGUAAACCACCACUUCCGCCACUGCCAGCCGACCCUCCCCCGCCCCCUCCACCUCUCCCUAAGUAAAUACACUGAACAACAUGAGCAGGUCGACGUUUUGCUUUUUUGCUGUUAAAGAAAAAGGGUAAAAUUGUACAGUUUUGUUGCAACGUUCAUGUCUGCUUUUAGCCGCUGAGGAACCCCAGCGGUUUUACUGUGAUUCAACGUGGGUUUUUUUUAUAGCAAGCGCGUAACAGUUUUAUGAAAAAAGAAAAAAAAACUGCAUUUGAAAAUCUUCGGAGUUGGUAAGUCUCUUGAAGAUUUCCUUAACUGUCUUAUGUCGUUUUAGCAUUUCAUUUUAGUUUAGUUUCAUUCCUAAAGACUUCAUAGAUGUAAAGUCUUGGAAGUACCAGCAUAAAGUGGAGGUACAAGAAGCUCAGGUGUUGGAAUCUCUACAGUAUAAAACUUAAAAAAAAAAAUGUUUACAUUUCAUUAUUGUGCUUUGUUAUGAAGUGCAUAUUAACAAUUUUCUUGGCUUGUGGUGAAUAUUUCUCCAGGCUUAGCCCUCUAAAUACUUGAUAUUGAAAAUUGCAAAUAUUUAUUUAUAUACUUAAUAAAGACAUGAGAAUCGUAAUCCUGCUCGGUGUUUAAAUGUAGUGGAGCUCUGUACAUCGCCUUAGUUUCCCUGCAGUGAAGGCAGUGGACGGUAAGCAUUAUUGGCUGAAGGGAUAAACGCGCAUGGUAACGGCUGCAAUCGUUUUCAUUCUUGAACUAUUGUCUGUAUAUAAUACACCCGCUCCCUGUGUAAAUUAAAAUGUAAAAUUUUGUACCAAAAAACAUUCAGUAAAGAUUUCUCAAUAGCUAAAUGGCCGCCUGGCACGUUUAGUGAUUUCUCUAUUUUACUACUUGCAUUUAGAUUGUUAAAAUGUAUGUAUCACUUUACAUUAAAGGCAAUAAAUGCUUUUGUGUUGUA
Lethenteron reissneri (Far Eastern brook lamprey) is the source of this 3466-nucleotide messenger RNA. Its product is annotated as cyclin-T2-like. Lineage: Eukaryota; Metazoa; Chordata; Hyperoartia; Petromyzontiformes; Petromyzontidae. Gene Ontology annotation, molecular function: cyclin-dependent protein serine/threonine kinase regulator activity. Gene Ontology annotation, biological process: regulation of transcription by RNA polymerase II. The record is from RefSeq and is a predicted model, not a curated record.